GCGUUUUGUGGCAGGAUUGUGUAUCUUUUUCUUCCGAGUCAAAGAUCUUUGGGGCUGGCAAUAAUGCCUAUAUUAAGGUUGUAGGCAUCUCUAGUGAUGGUAAAGCAUGAUUGGUCAGUCUCCCUCAACAUCUUGGAGGCUUAGGACCAAAGGGGAUUUCAUUCAUGCGCCGAGUCUUCUAUCAGUUCUAUGUGCUUCAAUGGUCCUCCACUACUUGGAAACUCUAAGACCUCAUCAACUGCUUGAGCAGAUGGUUUGCACUGCCUUCAAAGUAUCCUCUGACACUCUUAGUCAGACCUCUUUUGGUGGUCUAAAACAGAUGACGACCAGAAUGGAUCAGCUGUACCUGACAAUAGCAUCCAUUUUGAAGCCUUUGCAAGCAAAUGUCUUGCCUGAGAAGGUUGAGAUGAUAGAUGACCUGAGGAGAUUAUGUGUCAUCUUUGAACAUGUGGAGAAGCUUCUAAUCCUUGCAGCUUCCAUGCAUCGUAAGCUAUCUCAAGCACCACGUCUUUCAGAAGCAAGUUUCAGUGACUGUUACAGUUAUUAUAGCCCAAGAAUGGGAACAGGCAAAUUAGAGAGCAACAUUCGGAAGGAAUUCAAUACGAAGCAACAGGUGCGGAGGUAUGAGAGACACAUUGUGGAGAAUCUGUUUACACCACCUACAGCCAACCAAUCAUGGAGAAAAGUUCUAAGCAUGGGCAAUCUUCUUAAUGGCCAUGAGCCGGUUGUGAGGGAAAUCAUUUUCUUCAUACAGGAUAGCAUGAGCCAUGAUCAUUACGGGGAUCGGAGGAGCCCCCACGAAGAUAUCGAGACACAUCGGAUGUACAUAUGUGGAACAUCUAAUGAUCUCCGGGUAGCACAUUCUGUUACCUCAUGUGAUUAAUCUUUCUAGCAUUUCUUAUUGUCAUUCUAAUGUAAUUAUCUAUUGAUAGAUUUGUUUCUUAUGUUUAUUUAGUUGAAAUAAAUUGAAGAACAUUUUUGAAAGACUCAUUAUCAUUUUUGUUUAAUCGAUAUAGAUUGAAUAAAUAUAUAGAACACAAACAAAAAAAGUAAAUAUGAUGCAGAGCAAA
Molecule: messenger RNA, 1070 nt
Organism: Macadamia integrifolia
Lineage: Eukaryota; Viridiplantae; Streptophyta; Magnoliopsida; Proteales; Proteaceae
Exons: 4
Coding region: 107-883 (258 amino acids)
Biological process (GO): positive regulation of GTPase activity
Molecular function (GO): GTPase activator activity
Source: RefSeq, a predicted model, not a curated record